Molecule: messenger RNA, 2978 nt
Organism: Pleuronectes platessa (European plaice)
Lineage: Eukaryota; Metazoa; Chordata; Actinopteri; Pleuronectiformes; Pleuronectidae
Product: transmembrane protein 196
Exons: 9
Coding region: 1620-2357 (245 amino acids)
Cellular component (GO): membrane
Molecular function (GO): alpha-(1->3)-fucosyltransferase activity
Source: RefSeq, a predicted model, not a curated record
CAAUGGCGAUGGAACUUCACAAAGGAUUCAACUGCAGCCAGGUUCAUCACUUUUAUGGGUUCCCUGGAAACAUUGCUGGUGUCGUUUUUGCUAUUGCGCCGCGUUUCAGUGUUGUGACUGUUUUUUCAGUUCCUUGAGCUCUCUUGGCCACCGUAGUUUAACCCGAAGAAUACCAGUCAUAAACAUUGAAAAACCUUUUUUGAAACGACCUUGUUGGUCGGUUAAGGCACUUGACUACGUUCCCGAAAUUCUGAGGGGCACUGAAUACACCAUGUCCACCGCAUCGGUCCCAUGGACUGCAGAUAUAGAUCGGCCCAGACAUUUUACCGUAAAACUUAUGUGGACGCGCAUUCGUUUUUAUGGUCGUGGGCGUGUCUGAUCUCAAAUGUAGCAUGUUUCAUUCGUUCUCAAAGGACUCACCUGGUAGAAUUUAUUGGCAUCUCCUACAAAACUAAACCGAGGAAUACGACAUAUCCACAGGAGUUGCUGUCUUUCCCGCGGUGGUUGAACUUACAAAAAUAAUUGAUUUCUAAGGUCUUCAUUUCAAUUUCUCUUUCCACUGCUUCCUUUUUUCCGCCGCACCUGAGGCACCAGCCUGCACCGGUGACCGAUCACCGGACAGAGAGACCCAGACCUGAUUCUGUCGGGAAGAUGACGGCACCUUUAAAUAAAACCUCAUGCCUGGCAAAGUUCGUGGGUUUUACUGAAGGUGCAUCUAGCCCAGGGGUGUCCAGACUUUUCAUCCCGAGGGCCACAUACAGAAAAAAAUGUGAAGGUCUGGGCCACUCACGCCGCCACGCCCACCUGCCCUGGAGCGGACUGAUGACAGUGCACCUCAAUCGCGUCGCUUAGGGCGGGGGGGGCGUGGCGGCGUUCUGAGUGUACAGCUGGCAGGUCAGGGGUGAGUUGGGUGCUACUUAGUGUCAAAACUGAGAAGUACAAUACAGUUGGCCAAAUUUUCUUGCUUUGAACUUAAUCAACUGUUGUGUACAAAAAAAUUGAUCCAGGUAGAAAAACUUUUAUCAUACAUGUUGAUGAACUUUGAGCAUAUAAAACCAUGUGAUUGAAGCUAUCUGAAGAUUAGCCUGAAUUGCUAAGAGAUUUUUUCUAAAAUGAUUGCUGUGGGGUAAAGUGAGACAAAUGCUCUGGGGUAAAGUAGAACAAGUUAAGUUUAGUCUUAAACAUAUUCUAGUGUUAUAUUACAUUAUAUAUGUUUUAUUUGUAAUGCCAUAAACAUUGUAGAAAAGCCAUCUUGCCAAGAAACUACACCAGGAAGACAACCUGGGGCCAAGCACCCCUCCCAGAGAUGGAGAGUUUAGCCGCUGAGGUCAUGCAAGGAAAAAAGUCCUUAAGAAAAGCUGGAAGGGGUAGAAAUAUUGACAAGACAACCCUCAAAAGAUUCAUAAAGAAAAAAGAGAAAGGGAAAGUAAAAUCAGUAGCCUGGGGUGCAGUAGCUGAGGCAAAGAGAAUAUUCAUAGAUGAGAUGGAGGAGGAGCCAAACACUUGAAACAACUAGAUGACCAGUUCCAUGGCCUUGCUCCAGUUAAGUGCUGUGAACUGGCAUUUGAAUACGCAGAGAAAAACAAUAUCCCUGUCCCUGCCAAUUGGACAGAGAAACAAUGUGCAGAAGCAGAGGUUUACCUCCUCCACCUCUACUUUGGCAAGUCCUCUCAACGGUUCUCCUUCACCCGGACAGCCUUGUCUUUUCCCGGCAGGCAGUCCUUGGCGCACCGAGAAGCGGACUCCUUCCUCUGUCCGCGCCUCCUGCCGCCCCCUCCUGCUGGAGCUGGAGAGAUGCCCGGGGCAGGAUGUGCUCCAGCCGCAAGAUCCUGUGGAGCCUGCUCUUGCUGUCCGUGGUUGAGGUGGGCCUGGGUGUGGCGAGUAUCGUCCUGGGAGCCGUGGGCAUCAGCAGGGUCCGUGGCGAGCACAAGCCGCAGCAGGGCGACGCGUCCCCGGUGUGGAGCGGGCUCUGUUUCCUGGUCUGUGGGAUGUGCGGAGUGUUGUGUGCUCGAAAGAGGACGGGUCUUAUUAUGAUCCUGUUUUCAGCGUGCUGUAUCUGCGGGCUAAUUGGUGGCAUCCUCAACUUCCAGUUUGUUCGGGCGCUGAACAAACGGCCAGACUCGAUGCACUCGAUCCACCUGGCUGCCAUGACUCUGGCCGGUCUGGGCAUCACAUCAUGUACCUUAUCGACGUGGCUGACCUGUCGCCUUGCCAGCUCUGAGCAGCAGAGGAUGUUCCUUGAGAGGGAGCACUCACUGCACCACUCGCAAGAGAUGACCGAGAAGGAGAUCCUGGACAACUCCAGCAAUGGCAUCCCUCAGAUCUCCUACAAUGGGCACACCGCAGCAUCACCAUGAUGUCACCAAAGGGGCGAGGAAUCAGUUGACGACAACAGACAAAUGUAGCAUGUACUUCCUUCUGAUAGGACUGUACACAGCCCUGCAACAUGCAAAGUGACUGUGCAGGAAGUGAAUUUAAGUCUCACAUCUCGGAAACCUGUUUUCUGCUCCAGGAAGAGGGAGGCGUCUGUGCUUCUGACUAAUUAUGCAAACGUCGCCUGAAACCUCUUCACUUCAACCAAAGCCAGGACGUAGGGCUGUUGUUUGGGUGAUGAAGUCAGGUGGCAAAACGUCUACGUGACAUUGUCUGACCUCGAGGGUAAUAAGCAGGAAGAGAUUUGAUCAAAUCAGAUGCCUCAAAGUGAUAAGCACAAACCAGGAAUGCAGCUGAUCCACCUGUUCUAAAGAGCAACUUCUGUUUCAUUCUAAACGCUCUUGUUCGUCUUGUUAUGGGUUCAUGGAAUGCAUAUGUCAUCUGAAAAGGGAAUGCUUUUGCAUGAAAAUACAGUCACACCCAAUGUACUGUACUGUAUAUCCAUGUUUGUAUAUCAGGCAUCUAGUCAUAUCUAUAAAUGAGACAUAUUUUUAUAAAUGCUUCUUAUAAAAAAGUAAUUCAAAUAAAGUAAGAUAAAUCAGAAA